GAUUAAGGAAAACGUACUCAAAACAAUAAACGAUCUCGUCGUCUGCUGCACCCUGUUCCUGUAGCCAUUCUGCAUGAGGGGGUUGUUUCUGGUUUAGGAAAGCAUGAAUAACUCAUGGAGGCAAAGAGAGCUUGUAUUUCUACUUCUGUAUGCAGUUAUCUUCUACAUUAUCAUCAUUCGUGAUUCUCUCCAGCUGUCCCAUGAUCAUUACAACAAGCUUUAUGGUUUGCGACCUGGAUUGAUCUCGAGUCGGCUUAAUGAUGCCUCUGAUGCACAAUGGAGAAAUUUCCGCAGCAAUUUGCCCAUUCUUACCUUUGUUUUUGGACUUCUCACAUUGAUCGCUAACAUAUUGAGGACAUGCUAUAAUUUAAAGGCAGAGGGGAUGUCCGUUGUUUGGCUUUUGAUUUCAUUGACAUAUUUGUCAUAUCUACAUGGAGCAUUCAUUUUUUUUAUCCUCUUAAUCACAUCAGCCAAUUUCCUUUUGGUUAAGAUAUUUGGACGGACAAAAUACUUCUCAUUUGUACUUUGGGUGUUCAACCUAUCAUUUCUUCUUUGUAACCGUGUUUACGAGGGAUACUCAUUCACGAGUUUUGGAGAACGUUGGGCUUACCUGGAUAAAUUCAGGGGUACCUUCAGAUGGCAUAUUUGCUUUAACUUCGUUGUUUUGCGCAUGAUAAGCUUUGGGUAUGACUACCACUGGUCAGAUCACAAUGUGCAUGUUGAUCAAGAGAAGCACAUUCAACACUGCAUCAACUGUUCUUCAGGAAAACCAUGCUACAGAAUGUUACAGGAGAGAAGUGUGGGGAGUGACAAGUGCUCAUAUACUAUAUACCUAUGUUAUCUGCUCUAUGCACCUCUCUAUAUAGCUGGGCCCAUCAUAAGCUUCAACGCAUUUGCCUCCCAGUUGGAUACACCUCAGAAGAGUUAUACCCUCAAACAGGUGUCUUGGUAUGGUUUUCGUUGGGUCCUUAGCCUGUUCCUUAUGGAAAUAAUGACACACUUCUUCUAUUACAAUGCCUUUGCUAUUAGUGGAAUCUGGAAACAAUUAUCACCUAUGGAGGUCUUCAUUGUCGGAUAUGGGGUCCUAAACUUCAUGUGGCUCAAAUUUUUUCUCAUCUGGCGCUACUUCCGCUUUUGGGCACUGGUAAGUGGUAUUGAAGCCCCUGAGAAUAUGCCACGCUGUAUAAAUAACUGCUACAACUUGGAAAGCUUUUGGAAAAACUGGCAUGCUUCCUUUAACAAGUGGCUCGUGAGGUACAUGUACAUUCCCCUUGGGGGAUCUCGAAGGAAGCUCUUGAACGUGUGGGUUGUCUUCACAUUUGUUGCCAUAUGGCAUGAUCUUGAAUGGAAACUUCUUUCAUGGGCAUGGUUGACAUGCAUAUUCUUUAUUCCUGAAAUGAUUGUGAAAUCAGCAGCGACUUCUUAUCAGGUCGAUAACGUUUUUAAGGAGUUUAUUUUCCGUGAGCUUAGUGCAGUUGCUGGUGCUAUCACAAUCACUUGUCUCAUGGUGGCUAACCUUGUUGGGUUUGUGAUUGGACCAUCAGGCAUAAGUUGGCUAAAGUCUGUAUUUCUUCAGGCCGAAGGACUACCUACUCUUUUUGGCUUGCUUGUAACAUUUUAUGUUGGCACAAAGCUUAUGUUCCAUGUAUCUGAUACCAAGAAAAGAACGCAUCAGAGUUAAGGAACACGGCGGGUCCCUCUCCUUUGAGCUCGAUCAGAAUACAUUGAAUCAAUCAUGUUUGAUUCGUACGAUAACUUUUGGUUCGUAUGGAAAUGAAUAAAUGAUGAGUGUUGCAAAUGGUAGAAAAGUCUUGACUGAAUUGUAUGGCUUUGUUGCCCAGGAAAAGGGAGAGAAUUGGAUGGUUAAAUAGACAGGAUUUUGUGGUUUAACAUGUUUGAGUUUUGAUAGUCAAAUGAUUUUAUAUGUUUAGACGGUACUUUGUUUGGUGAGCAUAGUUUUUGAUGUGAUUACAAGGGUAUAAUUGU
Cynara cardunculus var. scolymus (artichoke) is the source of this 1986-nucleotide messenger RNA. Its product is annotated as putative membrane-bound O-acyltransferase C24H6.01c. Gene Ontology annotation, molecular function: acyltransferase activity. Gene Ontology annotation, cellular component: endoplasmic reticulum. NCBI's taxonomy places the organism in Eukaryota, Viridiplantae, Streptophyta, Magnoliopsida, Asterales, Asteraceae. The record is from RefSeq and is a predicted model, not a curated record. The transcript has 20 exons. Bases 104 to 1681 code for a protein of 525 amino acids.